Maniola jurtina (meadow brown) is the source of this 3361-nucleotide messenger RNA. Its product is annotated as serine/arginine repetitive matrix protein 1-like. The transcript has 5 exons. The record is from RefSeq and is a predicted model, not a curated record. Gene Ontology annotation, molecular function: protein binding. Lineage: Eukaryota; Metazoa; Arthropoda; Insecta; Lepidoptera; Nymphalidae. The coding region runs from base 245 to 1507 and encodes 420 amino acids.
GGCCUGCGUAACUUUUAAGGUUAUGUUAGUAUUAAUUCAACCGUUGGCGGCGCCGAACGUACUGACGCCGGCUGUGUUAUUGUGUGCAUCUGUUGAGGAUCGAUACCCGUAAACUUGAGUGCAUUUGUGGUCCAUACGAAGUUAAAUCAAUGAAUUGAAAAACAGAAAUUGCUCCUGAAGUGUGCGGUUUUUUUUUCGGAUUUCUGCGAUUCCCAAAAUCGAGUCUUUAUUUGGUGCGCUAACAAUGGGAGCCCCAGCGUGGGGAUCCCGCGGCGGCGGCGACCGGCCUCGGUUGCUGAGGAUGACGCCGCUAAGGCACAGUUUCGCCGCUCCCGCCACGCCGCCAGCGCCACCGCCUCGAACUCACGAUUAUGCUUCCGAUGCGGAUACUAAUAAAAAAGAAAGCUGGAACGCGAACCUGUCUCAAAGAUGGAGAAAGUUGCGGCGUCGAUGUUCACGGUUGCGACCUGGAUCUGGUAAUGGAAAUCGUGAGCCGAGCCCAGUGCGGUGUUCGCCAUCGCCUCCGAGACCACCGUCACACUGUUCGCCCGCCCCACCCUCGAAGCUCUCGUUCAGACACCGGGGCAAAGUGUAUACAACUGCUUCAUUACGAGUGACAAGCGGGGCACCAGAUUUGCUUCGAGCUCUUGGAAAACUAGGUGGUGGGUUGCGAAGACGAGCUCUAUCGGCUCACGAUGUUCUUGCACCCCCACAGCAACAACCCUCUACAUUUUACGUCCCUAGCCCAAGUACUGUAAGGACGCCUCAAUCACCUUCACCGACUCGACAGAGCGCCACGAUUCGAAGACGGUGUAGCUCUCCGAAUGUGUACAGAGCGAAAGAAGCAUCUCGAGAUCGUACACCACUAAUAAAUCAAGAUGAUGAAAGUAGAGAUAUAGUAGAUUACAGUUACGGACUAGAACGCAAGAAAAAUGGAAAAGAGAUCCGAAGCAGGCCUUACAGUGAAAAUGUUGAGGUGGAGACUUUGUAUAGGAACGGUUACAACCGACUUACUUCGGAAGCUGCAGAACGAUUGUGGGAAGAACCUUACAGGUUGCCCCGAGUACAAGUUCGGCAGGAGCCUAUUCAGCAGCUCCGCAACUGUGUCGCUGAGCUAAGAGUGAGUUCGACUCCUCGGUCCGCUCGACCUCCACCGGCACCUCCCACGUCCGCACCAAAAACUAAUAAACGACCGCCCGCACCUGAACCGCGGGACACCCACACGUUUGAGGUUCGAUUCACAAAGUCAGCGGGCGGUAAAGGACUUGGAUUUAGCAUAGUUGGAGGGCGGGAUUCACCGCGGGGAGACAUGGGCAUUUUUGUUAAAACUAUAUUCAACAAUGGGCAGGCUGCUGAAUCUGGCUUGCUUCGUGAAGGAGACGAGAUAAUGUCAGUAAACGGUCGAGGCACCGCCGGGUUGACCCACAGUGAAGCUAUCCGGCUCUUCAAGGACGUGCGAGCUGGUCCCGUACUGCUGCGCGUGGCCAGGCGGGCCCCGGCGCGCUGACUGCCCUGCGCCUGCUGCGGGGAACCGCUUCAGGCGCAAUACAUCCCUAAUUACUCCACAUUGUAAAUACAGGACUUCUUAAAGGUGAACGAACUCUUACCCGAGCUGAACGCGUCGAACGAAACGAAUUUUAGAAAUCUGUAUAUUAUGAAAUCUCAUGAAACCUCGCACACUUCCCCGCGUCGUAUCGUCCGAAUCGGAAGAAGAUUUCAUACACAGAAUUCUAAAAUUCGUUUCGUUCGGUUCGGAUAAGUGUGCGUUCACCUUAAGGUACAGCUUUCAUGGUGCGUUUGUGCGUAACGCUACCUACACCACAGAGUAAGGAUAUGAAACAGUGUAAUUAAUAGUGCGGUACGUGCGGGACAAAAAGUACCCGAACUGACCUAUGUAGUUAGAGCCCUAUGUCAUCGUUGUCGUCAUUUACCACGAGAACAAAGGCGUCGGACUACUGUAUCUCUCUUAAUACGCUAUACACUUAUACGCUGCGUACACGCUGAAAUCAAUGGAAUGUAAGCUCGUCAGGCUGCUUGGUGCUUAUAGUCUUUUUACCCUUAGGUACCUCCUUACCCCUUAACUCUUUUGGCGGUUGAGAGAACAUGUAGGUAGGUAACCGUUUUUAUUGAAUGGUCAUCCUUCUAGUAUAGUUUUUAAUCCCAUGGUGUAGUCGUUAGUAAAUUCCCACAUGAUUCCCCUUUGACACUCAAAAUUAGUCCAAUUGCGCAGAAAUUAGCCAGCGUAACCGCCAAGAGGAUAUUUGACUUUGACUUUUGACUAUAUACAAUUAUACAAGCGUAUUGUGCAACAGGGAACCUAAUUUAACUUACAGAACUAUAAUUUAUUAUUAUUAUACUUCUGCUCGUUUUACUCUUACUGCAUAGAUAAUUUUUUAUAAUUUAACAUACCCGUACUUUACACUGGCAUACUUCUGCAUUCUACUCAUGAGCUUAGUAUAUAGGUACGAGCGUAAUAUUAAGUUUAUGGUCGUAACUCACAGUUACUUGAGUUUUAAACCAGAUCUGAAUCUACAUAUUAUGAUUUAUUUUUAAGUUUUAAAAAUGUAAGGAUUUUCUUAUUUAUAAGAAAGUUUUAUCUUUUACUACCUGUACUAUUUCUGCAAUUUAUGAUGCAAUUUAUUAUAAUUAUUUUGAUUCGGAUGUGCCUAGGUAAAUGUGUAUAAUCCAUACAAUAAUAAAACUUCAUAUAAGAAUCCAUCGAUCUACAAUAAUUGUAGGUAAUGGAUCUAUAGUGUGUCGGUUAGAACACAGGGGCAGACUCUAUUAUAAAAUUAGGUAGGUACUGCGGAUAACCUAAUUUUAUAAACUUAAUAAAUACCUAUUAUUUUAUUUAUGUAUAGGCAUACAGUAAUUGAAGAUAAAACCUAGAUGUAUAAUAUUAUAUUAAAAUGUUGUCGUUGAGUAGGUAUAACUAGUUUUUGAGUCGGAAAUUUACAGUAGAGAAUAUUUUGUAUAAAUUUUUAUUGUAUAAUAAUUAAUAAUAUAGGUACAGUCUACCUAGUUAUCCAAAGACAGAUUUUGAUACAUUUGUUAUAAAAUAUAAUGAUAAUAUAUAAAACUAAUGUAAACAAAUACGCACAUGGAUUUGUAAAACAGUAUUCAUCUGAAUUUGUAAGUAUUCAGGUAUUAUUAUUCUAUAUGUGUAUGUAUAUUUUAAUACUUAUUAUAAUAUUGUAUUUAUACCUAAUACUAAAUAAUGCAUACCUACUAUGCACUUUUCAAAGUUGCAGUUUCAGAAGUAGAUAAAAUACUUAAGUAAAUGCAUUUGUUUAUAUCUGCAUAGUUAGAAAUAAUUCUGGUUUAUUGAUUGCAUAAUACUUACUAAGAGAUAGGUAGAUAU